Alligator mississippiensis (American alligator) is the source of this 4027-nucleotide messenger RNA. It is a transcript of the gene AOAH, whose product is annotated as acyloxyacyl hydrolase. The transcript is spliced from 22 exons. NCBI's taxonomy places the organism in Eukaryota, Metazoa, Chordata, Crocodylia, Alligatoridae. Gene Ontology annotation, molecular function: calcium ion binding; acyloxyacyl hydrolase activity. The record is from RefSeq and is a predicted model, not a curated record. The coding region runs from base 154 to 1908 and encodes 584 amino acids. Gene Ontology annotation, biological process: lipopolysaccharide catabolic process; negative regulation of inflammatory response.
CUGGCUCUAGCAUUGGCUGUGGUUUCAGGAUCAGUUAGUCAUCUGCUGCUGCUGCUACGAGUCACGACAGAGCCCAGCUUAUACAAGCCUCCUCCUUUUCCAAGACAAGCAGGAGGAAAAAAGGUGGGGGAGAGAGAAAAGGGUAACCACAGGAUGAGGGGGCUUGGGCAACUGUUUCUUCCCAUAUUCUUCACCCUCGUCCUCAUAGUUCAUUUGAAGGACACCAUGUCCUCUGCUCUGCCUGGCAGUGCCCACCAAACAGAGCCCCCCCUCACCAGUGGGAGCCACCAAGGCCUCGCCUGCAUUGGGUGUGUGCUUGUUACAUCAGUAAUUGAGCAGCUUGCUCAGUUACACAACUCAACAGCAAAAGCAGCUUUGGAGAGACUAUGCAACUACAUACCUGAAAAACUUCACUUUCAGGAUAUCUGUUAUUUGGUUGCUGAAAUUUAUGGACCAGAACUAGUUAAACUGAUGGAGCACAAAAUGAAUGCUGAUGUGGUGUGCCAUUCCAUGAAGCUAUGUAAACAGGAUGCAGGUCAACCACUUUGUCAUCUGUACCCUCCCCCUAAGCUGGGGCUAAAUGCUGCUCUAAGAAAAGCAAGAAGGAUUGUCAGGAAUUCUGAAGUCCUGAAAAGUAUAACUGUUUUUUCAAGUGUAUGUAAACUUCCCCCCCUGGUUAAGCUGUGUGAGAAGAUUAAAUAUGCCAUAAAAAAUCAGUUGCCUUUUGAAGACUUUGAUGGAGAUAAAUUUAGUGCCUUCCCAACAUUGAGGGGAUAUCAUUGGAGAGGCAGAGACUGUAAUGAAGGAAAUGCAACAGUGUACCCUGGUAGACGCCCACAUGACUGGGAUGUGGAAAGUGACACUAACUGUAAUGGCAUAUGGGGUGUAGAUCCAAAAGAUGGAAUUCCAUAUGAGCAUAAAUUCUGUAAAGGUGCAGAGUCCAAGGGGAUCAUUCUAUUGGGAGACUCAGCUGGAGCUCACUUUCACAUCCCUCCUGAAUGGAUGACAGCAGCACAGAUGUCUGUGCAAGUAUUUUCUGAUCUUCCACUGGCUUUUACCAAUGAGCUUGACUGGCCCCAGUUUUCAGGGAUCACUGGAUUUCUGAACUCCACCAUUGGAGGCUGGACAGAAUCUCUAUACUUAUAUUUACGUAGAAGAAACCUCUGCAAUCAUAGAGACUUCCAGAAUAUUUCCAAAAAUGGUGGUUCCUCCCAUAAUCUCCUGGACUUAAUGAAAAGCUUGGCUAGAGAUCAUGUCUUGGACAAUCCAGCCAUAGUUAUCUAUUCUGUAAUUGGGAAUGAUGUCUGCAAUGGGAGACCUGACACAGUGGCUUACAUGACAACACCAAAGCAAAUGCACUCCAAUGUCAUGGAAGCGCUACAGUAUCUAGACUCUCAUCUUCCCAAAGGGAGCCAUGUGAUUUUAAUGGGCUUGGUAGAUGGUGGCUUUCUGUGGGAUCAUUUACACAACAGAUACCAUCCUCUUGGUCAGCUAAAUAAAGAUGUCACAUAUAAACAACUUUAUUCAUUCCUAAGCUGUCUUCGAAUCAGUCCUUGCAAUGGCUGGAUGUCUUCAAAUGAAACCCUCAGGAACUUCGCAUCAGAGAGAGCUUUACAACUUUCCAAUGUCCUGAAAGAAAUAGCAAGAUCUGAGAAGUUUGCCAGCUUUGAUAUUUUCUAUAUGGAUUUCCCACUGAAGAAAAUUGUUGAGGAAUGGCGCAACCUUGGAGGGGAGGCCUGGCAGCUGAUAGAACCUGUCGACGGAUUCCAUCCUAAUCAGAUUGCUACAGCACUUGGGGCAAGAAUUCUCUGGCAGAAGGCAUUACAUGAAUGGCCUCAAAUGCUUGGAAAAGAGAAUCCAUUCAACAGUCAGAUUGAAGCUAUAUUCAGAGAUCAAGGAGGACACUGAGUUCAGAAUUGCUUGAGCCAUGCAGCAUUAUUCUUUCCUAUAUGCUCCAUAUUCAGGGGGGGCAGGGGAGGGGAGGGGGUUGCAUCCUGAAACAAGAUACAAACCAAAGACAGUCUUUUUUGGAUCAGUGUAACAGCAGAAAGAGCCAGUAAGUGCAAGAAUAACAUAAAAGCGCUUAUCUACUGAAAAGCCACAUACCCAAUUGAGCAAUCUACACUUUAGCUUUGGUUAUGCAUUUGCUGUGGAGCUAUGAAUAUAAAUCAAAGGAUGUUUGCCCGUAGGGCUGCUUAUCACAUCAGUUUGAAAAUCCAAAAAUGCUUAUUCUGUACAUAGCAAAUUCCAAAACCUACCUCAAGUUCCUUUUGUGAGAGCAUGUUUCUGUUAUUUCCCAUUGCAGGAGUGGCCAACCUGAAACACGUGUCACAAGUGUCACAGGUGGUUUCAGUAUGCAGCAGACCAGAGAAACAGCACAGUGGCAAAUAGGGCAGAAAGCAGAGCAGCAGAUGAGACAGAGAACACAGGGAAUGAAGCAAAAAGCAGAGUACCAGGUUGGAUAGGGAGCAUAGAUCAGGAAGUGGUGGGAGCUAAUGUGUGGCACACCCACCAAGAUUAGCCCCCACUGUCCCAUUGUAUGGGCCAAUAGGUAAACCGGACCCAACAGAACUCAUUGGAUGUUGACAUAAAAUGCGUACAUAUGAUGAUUGCUAUGACUGCUAUUUGCUUAUUACGAUGUGCCAGAAAUGACAGCAAAUGUGAAAUAAUACUGCCAAAUGCAAAUUCUGAUUGGGCAGGGAUAUUUUUUUUUAAUUAAUAAAUAGCAACAGUAAUUCCAAUCCUUCCUAAGAAGCUUUUUUCAAUUGCAAAAAAAAAACAGUCUUGCCUUAAGAUGUAAUAAUACUGGUUACAUUAUUUGCAAGCUGCCAUCCAUAGCCAUUAAGUCAGACAAAAUAUUGAUCCCAGCUCUGCAGCUUUUACUCGCAAUAACUUUAGGAACCACAGAAGUUAAUGGAAUUUCUCGGUAAGUAAACUGACUAAGGGCCCAGUGAGUAAAUAACAGAGCAGGGAUGAAAUCACUGGUAGUAGUUAUAACACUGUUACAUUUGUCACGUGUUCCCCCCGCCCCCAUCUUAAACACAAAUCAAGAGAUAGAUUAGACAUAAGCCAGCCCAAUGAAGUGUUUGCCACUUUCCUUAUUCCAUCAUCAUUAGACUACAUAUUUGCAGCACAAACCAGAUGAGAAAAGCUUGCUGUACACAAGUGAUAGCAUAUGAUUUAGUCUGUGGAGCUACACCAAGUGCAGGCUUUGUUUGAUCGUAUUUCUGCAAACUCUGGGCUAGGGAAUAUCUGUUAGUUCUACCUUUGCAUGGUGCUUUGCACAUCUGUGACAAAGGUUCCUUUGCGCUGUUGUAAUACACAGUAAAUAACAUGGCCUGAUCUUGCAACAUUCUGAAUAUGUUCAGGACUGUGCAGGUGCUGUGUGAACAGGGCCAGACAAGCAUGGGCGAACCAGGCGGUCGCCUGGGGCCCGGACAGAAAGGGGGCCAGAAAAUGGUAAUUUUUUAAUUAUUAUCAUUAUCUCUGGCAAAGUGGGGCCCAAUAAUAAAAGUUUGCCUGGGGUCUCCAGGAACCUAGGUACAGUACUGUGUGUGAGUUGACACUAUCAGUCCAUUUAGGAGCAGAUACCCUAGCCCUACUUCUCUCCUGAGCUCUUCCAGCUUCAUUUCCCUCCUUCCCUUCCCGCUCCUUCCCCACCAUUAGUCACAUGGGACUGCAGGAGCUCCCUUGUGCCUAGGGAGAAAUGUGAACCAGCAGCAUAGAAAAACCCAACUUGUCUCUAACACUGUGUGUGUUUAUUUCUUAUUUUGCUUCUUGUAUUACAACUGUUUGCACCCACCCUGCAGUUCUGGGAUGAAAGCCAAGGUGAAGAACUGUUCAGUUGUCAACAUUGUUCACAUUUACACUCACCUAACAUUGUUGGUUAUAAUUCAUUACAAUUUUUUUUAGAUUUUUCAUUGUUUCAAGGUAUCAGUUAACUUGUUUGUUUUUGUAAUUAUCUAACCUAAUGAAGAUUAAAGCCUCUCUCGUUACUGUUCUAAUAAAUUAAUGCUUAAAAUUCUUA